This is a messenger RNA of Meloidogyne enterolobii, 408 nucleotides long. NCBI's taxonomy places the organism in Eukaryota, Metazoa, Nematoda, Chromadorea, Rhabditida, Meloidogynidae. The record is from the annotation of a GenBank genome assembly.
AUGAUUUUUGCAUUUUUUCUUUCUUUAACCUCAACAACAGAAGCAAUUUGUUUAAGAAGGGUUCAAAUGAAGGAAGGCCAAACAAGUUUUUGUGCCGGUUUAUUAAAUCGAACAGCCACAAAACAAUUACAAUGUGAACGUGUACUUGGACGUUUCCAAUCUUAUUUACUUGAAAAAAGUUCAACUGGGGGUGCUCAACUCUUCUCCUCCCAUCCAUCUACACAAUCUUCUUCUAUACAAUCUUUACAAUUACAACAAACAUUAAUUGCUGUUAAAUUAAUUAUAGCAACAUUAAUAGCUAUUUGUGCAGUUUCACAAUUUUGUGCUGGAAUUGUUUUAUUUGGCUAUUCUGCUAGAGCUAAUAAUUUUCGAUUAACUACAGCACAUAUGAAUUUAUUUUUUGGUUAA